UUUUUGAAUGCCAUUUUUGACGUCUGGAGCAUAAAACCGGCUACCAAACGGCCCCUACUCCGGCAACUGUCGCGAACGUUUGCGUUCUCCGCCGACGGCCCCUACUCCGGCAACUGUCGCGAACGUUUGCGUUCUCCGCCGCCGACGCUUUACCUCCUUGAAAACAGGGGCGCAUCUUCUUUUGUCCCCUGUCAAUCAGCGGCGAUGGAUCUCUCAGAGAAGUCUCUCAAUCCCAAUAAACGACUUAAAGAGGAUUUCGUGAGCAACCUAACUGGGUCCUCUAUGCUGGAGAUCGCCACUCUUUUAUUGAUUGUACCGACAUUGGUGCUUCUCCGGAAAUGGAUUAGCUUCGGCUCUGUAAGAGGCCUUGCUAGUACCAGCACCAACAUUUUUUCUGGUCAGAUGAAUGAUAGAGAAACUUCGAAAUGUAAGGAUUUGUGGAAUUCUAUAGUUGGGUUGACAAAGGAUUUUGCCAUUGUUAUUCUGCCGGUCAUUUUGGUUUUUACCCAGGUCCUUGCUGAAUGGAUUUAUAUUUUGGCAAUUAUCUUGAUAAUUGUGCUGCUUAUCUGCAUUUUAUCUAAAAGGCCAAGCCGUCCUACCCUCAAAAGUGAAAUUGGACAACAGAAUUUAUCAUCUUCCAGGAUGAGUAUUUUAUCAUACCGUGUUUUCAUGGUGGUAAUAACAUGCAUAUGCAUUCUGGCAGUAGACUUUAAAAUUUUUCCUAGGCGCUAUGCCAAGACUGAAACAUAUGGCACUAGUUUGAUGGAUCUUGGUGUUGGAUCGUUUGUGGUGGCCAAUUCUUUAGUAUCAAAACAAGCUAGAGGUAUCAUGUUUGUCUGUUGUCAGUCACCUCGCAAGCCAUCAGGCGCCCUUUGUCGGCCCACAGGUAGCUGGCGCCGUCGCCGCUACCACUAUCGCUACCACCACUGCUGUCAUCGCCGCCGCCAUCUCUACCAUCACCGUCACCGAAAUUGGAAGGUAGCUCUUCAGUCUGUAAGUCCGCUAGUAUUGCUUGGUGCAGGUCGUCUUAUUUUCACAGCAGGUGUAGAAUAUCAGGUCCAUGUGGGAGAAUAUGGUGUUCAUUGGAAUUUCUUUUUCACACUAGCAGCUGUAUCUCUAUUAACUUCCAUAAUUCACAUCCAUCCAAAAUAUUGUGGAAUAUUUGGCAUGGUUAUUCUCAUAGCUUAUCAAAUGAGCCUGAAAUAUGGGUUGAGUAAUUUUUUGCUGUCCAGCCAAAGGGCUUCAGAUAUCAUUAGCCAAAAUAAAGAAGGCUUUUUCAGUAUAUUUGGAUAUUGGGGUAUGUAUCUAAUUGGUGUACAUUUGGGCUAUAGCAUUUUCUUUGUGAAUGGAGCAUCAAUUAAUACUGGAAGCAAUCAGCUUACGCGGAAAAGUGUUUUUAUUCUUUGCAUUUUUUUUUGGUCAUUGACUUUAAUUCUGGACAGAUAUGUGGAAAGAGUUUCUCGGCGAAUGUGCAACUUGGCAUAUGUCACACUUGUUCUUGCCCAGAAUUUCCAGGUCUUGUCUGUGUUUAUGCUUUCAGAGUAUAUUUCUGUGCAAAGGCCUUUGUUGGUUGAAGAAGUUUUUAACCAGAAUCUCCUUGGAUCUUUCCUUCUGGCAAAUGUGCUUACUGGCUUGGUGAACUUAAGCAUAGAUACACUUUCUGCUUCUUCUUUUGCAGCAGUUAGUAUACUGAUUGGAUAUAUGCUGUUCUUGACCGCUGCAGUCAGUUUUGCUUGGUUUCACAACCUCAAGUUUAAGUUUUGGUGAAUUGGAUUGCUGAGUUUGUAGAUUACAUACUUUUUACUCUUUUUAUCAUUUAAUUUUGCAGAAACUGUAUAAUGUUGAUAUAUCAUGCUAAAUAAAAAAAGAAGAUUUACAUGCA
Molecule: messenger RNA, 1882 nt
Organism: Phalaenopsis equestris
Lineage: Eukaryota; Viridiplantae; Streptophyta; Magnoliopsida; Asparagales; Orchidaceae
Exons: 18
Coding region: 205-1767 (520 amino acids)
Biological process (GO): protein localization to plasma membrane; GPI anchor biosynthetic process
Cellular component (GO): endoplasmic reticulum; membrane
Molecular function (GO): glucosaminyl-phosphatidylinositol O-acyltransferase activity
Source: RefSeq, a predicted model, not a curated record